AAGCCCAUGGACUAAAGAAUUCCACUUGCUUAAAAUCCAGGGUUUUGUUUUGUUCGACUAAACCCUAGGAUCCUCAAAUUCCCUUUCUCUGCAAUCCAUGGCGAAGAACAGAAACAAGAAGAAGAGAAGCGGCGAUGUUUCCAUGGACAUCACCGAACCAACCCUUUCAGAUAUUCCUCAAGGAAUGGACACAUCGGAAUCUGUGCCGCAAAAGCCGGUUUCCGGUGUAACUACAAGAAAGGUGAAGGGAAGACCAAUGAAAAGAUCAAAAAAUGUUCGAAAGAUGAAAGCUAUAGCGAAAGCUAUUUCAAAAAGUGAGAAGUCUGUUGAGAAAGUCAUGAAGAAAGACGGCAAGACAGCCAGAACUCAAUCUGCCAAGUUGCUGUAUGACUGAAUGAUGUAGAAAGUUAUGUCUUGUAUACUGAUGUUCGUAGAUUCCUCUGUUAUAAUGAAGUAUGAUUCAAUAUAAUCCAUUCUUUUGCCUCA
Ricinus communis (castor bean) is the source of this 486-nucleotide messenger RNA. RefSeq lists its product as uncharacterized. Bases 98 to 394 code for a protein of 98 amino acids. Lineage: Eukaryota; Viridiplantae; Streptophyta; Magnoliopsida; Malpighiales; Euphorbiaceae. The transcript has 3 exons. The record is from RefSeq and is a predicted model, not a curated record.